Messenger RNA from Exserohilum turcica Et28A, 1320 nucleotides. RefSeq lists its product as uncharacterized. Bases 20 to 1291 code for a protein of 423 amino acids. Gene Ontology annotation, biological process: protein localization to cell surface; attachment of GPI anchor to protein. Gene Ontology annotation, cellular component: membrane; GPI-anchor transamidase complex. The transcript is spliced from 4 exons. The record is from RefSeq and is a predicted model, not a curated record. NCBI's taxonomy places the organism in Eukaryota, Fungi, Ascomycota, Dothideomycetes, Pleosporales, Pleosporaceae.
ACCCCGCAGCCCGCUCGCCAUGGCCAUUGACAGGCGGCAGAAACUGCUGCUCUUCGGAGCAGCCGCCGCCGCCCGUCUGCUCCUCUUCACCGUCUUCCCCACGCUGCCCAGUCUCCUUGCUGGCCGCGUCGAGGUCUCCACGCCAGUGACGAGCUUCAAGAGACUGCAAGAAGGCGUCUUCCUCUACACACACAAUGUCUCGCCCUACGACGGCGGCGUCUACCACCAGGCGCCCCUCCUGCUGCCGCUGUUCGCCCUGCUGCCAGAUGCCGCUGUAGCUCCGCUUGCCACCAACCUCUUCUUCACAGCCGUCGAUUUGCUGAGCGCGAAUGCACUGGCUCGCAUCGCCGACACGGGCUUCGCUUCGGCCACGCGCCUGUUCGCCUCGCCGCGCAAAGACCUGCGAUGGAGUAGUGCAGCCAUUGCAGCCGGCUUUCUGUUUAAUCCCUUUACCGUUGCUACGUGCAUUGCCCGCUCCACCUCGGCGCUGACCAACCUCUUCAUCCUGACGGCCAUGGCCAAGGCCUCGCACGGCGCGAGCUUCACAUUCAUUCUGGCCACGGCCUUUGCCUCGUACUUUGCCAUGCACCCGAUUCUCCUCUUCCCGCCCCUGAUGGUCUUGCUAUAUGACGCGAAAGCGCUAAAGAACAAAACCACCCCACAAGUCUCGACGUUUGUCGUUGUGCAUACCCUUGGUCUGGCCGUCGCAAUUGGUGCCUUGUUGUUUGGCUCCGCCUUUCUGACCGGCUCCUGGGACUUUUUGUCGGCGACAUACGGUGUGCGUCUUCUGCUGCCAGAUCUGACGCCCAAUGUGGGUCUGUGGUGGUACUUUUUUAUUGAGAUGUUCGACUCUUUCCGCGAGUUUUUCCUGGGCGUCUUUUGGCUGCAUGCAGCCUCAUACAUGCCAGGCCUUACCAUUCGCCUCCAUAAGCAGCCUCUGUUUGUUGCUUGCGCCCUGACUGGCGUCUUUGCCAUCUUUACCCCAUACCCCAGCAUAGCCGAUGCUGGACUGUACCUAUCGUUGGUGCCCAUGUUCCGACAUCUAUUCCCUCUUAUGCGCUACACAUUUUUAGCAUCAGCGAGCAUUCUGUAUACCUCUUUCCUUGGCCCUGCCUUUUACCAUCUGUGGGUAUAUGCCGGCUCGGGCAACGCAAAUUUCUUCUAUGCCAUUACCCUGGUCUGGAGUCUGGGUCUUUCCAUCAUCUUGGGAGAUUCAAUGUAUGCAGCUUUGAGGGACGAGCUAGAUGUGGAACGUCCAGAGCUUCAAGGCAAGGAAGUUCGUCGGAUAUGAAAGCAUCAUUGUAGGCUACGCAUCAACGU